Molecule: messenger RNA, 2684 nt
Organism: Engraulis encrasicolus (European anchovy)
Lineage: Eukaryota; Metazoa; Chordata; Actinopteri; Clupeiformes; Engraulidae
Product: protein NLRC3-like
Exons: 6
Coding region: 1-2652 (883 amino acids)
Biological process (GO): intracellular signal transduction
Molecular function (GO): protein binding
Source: RefSeq, a predicted model, not a curated record
AUGAAAUUGACACCAGAGGAGGCAGAGUUCAGGUCCUUUCUGAGGAGGAAGUAUCAGCAUCUGUUUGAAGGAGUACCACAUCAGGGAGACGCCAGACUCCUCCAGGACAUCUACACAGAGCUCUACAUCACAGAAAGGGAGGGAGGAGGGGUCAAUGAAGAACAUGAGGUUGGACAGAUAGAGAGAGCAUCCAUGUUUCAUAACAAAUGCAGUUAUAUGAGUGGUGAUGAGGUAAGAGAGCAGUCUGUUGAUAUUGAGGGAGAGCAGUCUGGUGAUAUUGAGGGAGAGAAAGAUUCUGAUGUUGAGAGAGAGGAGAAUUCUGAUAAAGAGGUAGCAGAGGAUUCUGAUGACAGACCAAUCAAAUGCAGUGACAUCUUUAAACCCCUACAUACACACAUGGGUCUUUGGCAAAACAAACCAAUCAGAGUAGUAUUGACAAAGGGAGUGGCAGGCAUUGGGAAAACCGUCUCUGUGCAGAAGUUCAUUCUGGACUGGACUGAAGGAGAAACAAAUCAGGACAUUCAAUUCAUUUUUCCUCUUCCUUUCCGAGAGCUGAACCUGAUGAAGAAUACAAAACUCAGUCUUGUGGAGCUUAUUCAAUGCUGUUUCACUCAAAUUAAAGAUCUGGAUGUGCUCUCCAGUUGUGAGCAUAAAACUCUGCUCAUCUUUGAUGGUCUGGAUGAGUGCAGACUUCCUCUUCAUUUCAAAUCCAACCCGAGUUGUUGUGAUGUUACAGAGCCAGCCUCAAUAGAUAUGCUGCUGACAAAUCUUAUUAGUGGGAAUCUACUUCCCUCUGCUCUCAUCUGGAUCACCACCCGGCCAGCAGCAGCUGGCCUGAUCCCUCCUGACCGUGUGGACAGGGUGACAGAAAUUAGGGGGUUCAACGAUCCACAAAAAGAGGACUACUUCAAGAAGAGAAUCAGUGAUGAGAACCUGGCCAUGCGAGUCAUCAACCACCUGAAGUCAUCCAGAAGCCUUUACAUCAUGUGUCACAUUCCAGUUUUCUCCUGGAUUUUGGCCACUGUUGCAGAGAGAACAUCAGAGAGAGGAGAAAUGCCAAGGACUCUCACUCAAAUGUACACUCACUUCCUGAACAUUCAGAUAUGCUCCAAGAAAGAGAAGUACACAGAGAGAAGGGAGACAGAUGAAGAGAUGGUUUUGAAACUGGGGAAACUGGCUUUCCAACAGCUGGAGAAGGGCAAUCUGAUCUUCUACGAGGAAGACCUGAGGGAAAGUGGCAUUGAUGUCACAGAAGCAUCGGUGUUCUCAGGAGUGUGUACGCAGAUCUUCAGAGUGGAGGCUGAGCUGUGCCAUGGGAGAUUGUUCAGUUUUGUGCAUCUGAGCGUCCAGGAAUUCCUUGCAGCAUUAUAUGUGUUCCUCUGCUUCUCCAACAGUGCCAGAAACAUGCAUCACCAACAUCAACGUUCUAAACUUUCUGCUCUGUUCAGAGCUGCAACACUUCAAGACCUACAUAAGGCUGCAGUGGAUAUGGCAUUACGGAGUAUGAAUGGACACCUAGACCUUUUCCUCCGUUUCCUUCUGGGUCUCUCACUGGUGUCCAAUCAGAAGCUCUUAAGACACUUAUUGCCAGAUACCAGUAGCCAACCACACAGCUUAGAGCAAACAGUCCAGUGUGUCAAGCACAAUCUUAGCGUGGCACAGUUAUUCCCACUUAAUUUGCAUAGACUGAUCAACCUGUUCUACUGUCUGAAUGAGCUUAAUCAGCAUGCUGUAGUGGAAUACAUUGACAGGAGUUCAGGAGCUUUGCUUGUAGAGAUGCUCUUACCAGGCAAGUGGGAGACUAGUGUCUUUAGGUUUGAGUUAUCAAAAGAGCAACUGGGUGGGUUUGACCUGCAGAAGUACAUAAAGACACCAGAGGAGGAUCUGACUGAGCUCCUCAGCCCAGAUGACGUCCUUAAGAAACUGUUUCCAGUAGUUAUUUCAAUGGCCACAUCAGCAGAACUGGAAGGUUGUUACCUCACAGAGAAGACUUGUGCAGCAAUAGCAGCUGCUGCCAGAUCAACCUUCUGCAGUUUGAAGACGCUAGACUUGAGUCACAAUGCGCUUCAUGAUGAAGGGGUUCAGCAUCUCUCACACCUCCUCAAUAAUCCUCAGUGCAAACUGGUGAAACUAGAGCUACAAGCUUGUUCUCUCACAGAGAAGAGCUGUGCUGCAAUAGCUGCGGUUGCCAGAUCAACCUCCUGCAGUUUGAAGACACUAGACCUGAGUCACAAUGCGCUUCAUGAUGAAGGAGUUCAGCAUCUCUUAGACCUCCUCAUGUGCAAACUGGUGACACUAGAGUUGAGGAAGUGUUCCCUCACAGAGAAGAGUUGUACUGCAAUAACAGGGGCUGCAAUAUCAACCUCUUGCAGUUUGGAAAUGCUAGACCUGGGUUACAAUACGCUUUACGAUGCAGGAGUUCAGCAUCUCUCAGAGCUCCUCAAGGAUCCUCGGUGCAUGCUGGAGACACUAUUGCUGCAAGGUUGUUCCCUCACAGAGAACAGUUGUGAGGCAAUAGCAGCUGCUGCCAGAUCAACCUCCUGCAGUUUGAAGAUGCUAGACCUCAGUAAGAAUCCGAUUCAUGAUGCAGGAGUCGAGCAUCUCUUAGGCUCCCUCAAGGAUCCUCAUUGUAAACUGGAAACACUAGUGUGAGUGUAACAUCAGGCCUGUAGGUGGUGUCAGUG